AUGCCUCCCAAUGGUGUCCACGAUCCACCUGAUCUGGAAAAUGGUAACAUAAGGAGCAAAAGAGUGAAGACUGGGAAUGGAGAGAAGAAGAAGAGACAAUUAAUUCUCAAUGCAUUUGUAGAGAUGUGCAGUGGACACCAAUCUCCAGGUCUCUGGCGACAUCCAGACGAUCAGUCUCACAGGUUCAAUGACCUUGAAUACUGGACUGAUCUAGCACAAACGUUGGAGAAAGCAAAGUUCCACGGCAUGUUCAUUGCAGAUGUCCUUGGAGGCUAUGAUGUCUACAAAGGUCCACAAAACUUGGACCCGGCAAUCACUUCCGCUGCUCAGUGGCCGGUAAAUGAACCACUAGCAGUUGUUCCUGCGAUGGCUGCUGUGACGAAGAGUCUGGGGUUUGGGGUUACCGUUGCGACGACUUAUGAGCAGCCUUACCAUUUAGCGAGGAGACUUUCGACUAUUGAUCACUUAACUAAAGGGAGGCUUGGUUGGAACAUCGUGACUGGAUACCUUGACUCGGCAGCGAGAAAUUUGGGCCACACCACACAGCCAGACCAUGACGAGCGCUACAAAAUAGCAGACGAGUAUCUCGAAGUCAUGUACAAGCUCUUCGAAUCAUCUUGGCGUGACGAUGCAGUAGUCCGAGAUAUCAAAAAAGGAGUGUACACCGACCCCAGCCGCGUACGCCAAAUCAACCACGUCGGAAAAUACUACAACGUUCCCGGCCCGCACAUCUGUCAACCAAGUCCUCAACGUACUCCACUCCUCAUGCAAGCUGGUACCUCCUCAUCAGGGAAACGUUUCGCAGCCAAGAAUGCGGAGGCUAUUUUCGUUGCCGGUCACAGUCCCUCUGUCGUAGCGAAGAGUAUCAAGGAUAUUCGAGCCCAGGCGAAGGAGUUUGGAAGGGAUGAGGCUAGUGUCAAGUUCUUGGCUAUGAUGUGUCCAGUGCUGGGGAAGACGGAAGAGGAGGCGAAGGCGAAGUAUGAGGAGUAUCUCAGUUAUGGGAGUGAAGAUGGGGCGUUUGCACUUUUUGGUGGGUGGACGGGCAUUGAUCUUGCCAAGUAUGGGGAUGAUGAGGAGUUGAGACAUGUUGAGAGUAAUGCGAUUAGGUCUGCAGUCGAAGGAUGGUCCAAAGCUAGCCCAGGUGUUGCGAAAUGGACAAAGCAUACUGUUGCGAGACACUUGAUGGUAGGUGGCUUGGGAGCGACUGUUGUUGGAACUCCCGAGCAGGUUGCGGAUGUGUUUGAGAACUGGGUUGAAGAAGGCGAUGUCGAUGGCUUCAAUAUCGCAUAUGCAAUCACGCCUGGCUCUUUCAAUGAUGUGAUAGAGCUGUUAUUACCAGAAUUGAGAAAAAGAGGUUUGUUCUGGGAUGACUACGAAGUUCCGAAUGGUACGUAUCGAGAGAAUGUCUAUGCAAGACAAGGACAAAGUGGCCUCCCUGUUGAUCACCCAGCGCAUGGGUAUCGAUGGAAAGCAGGAGAGUAG
Cadophora gregata is the source of this 1482-nucleotide messenger RNA. RefSeq lists its product as uncharacterized. The transcript is spliced from 7 exons. Gene Ontology annotation, molecular function: monooxygenase activity; oxidoreductase activity, acting on paired donors, with incorporation or reduction of molecular oxygen. The record is from RefSeq and is a predicted model, not a curated record. The coding region runs from base 1 to 1482 and encodes 493 amino acids. NCBI's taxonomy places the organism in Eukaryota, Fungi, Ascomycota, Leotiomycetes, Helotiales, Ploettnerulaceae.